Molecule: messenger RNA, 3300 nt
Organism: Fundulus heteroclitus (mummichog)
Lineage: Eukaryota; Metazoa; Chordata; Actinopteri; Cyprinodontiformes; Fundulidae
Product: MBT domain-containing protein 1
Exons: 17
Coding region: 204-2429 (741 amino acids)
Biological process (GO): regulation of DNA-templated transcription
Cellular component (GO): nucleus
Molecular function (GO): zinc ion binding
Source: RefSeq, a predicted model, not a curated record
GCCGCUGACCGGCAGGGGGCGCUGGGAGCGCCGUCAUCUCAUCUGAACUCAACACACGAAGCGGAGCCAGCAGCCAAUCAGCGGCCCGCGUUCAGCCGCUGCGCUGGGCUAAUUGUGUUGUCAUGUCGGCCGCUGGGGUUUAACCUGCGUUCCUGCGGGCUGAGGCGACCCAGACAGCGGCCUCCUGUGCGGGAUCCGGCCCCAUGGAGACCCCCAGAGACCCGAUGGAGCGUCCGUCCAGGAAGCGGCAGGAUUCCUUCGGGAUGCUGGACAGUCUGGAGGAGGACCGCAGCAGCUGCAGCUCUGACUCCAGCGGCGGCAGCGGAGCGUCCAGCCCGGAGGACAGCGAGGACGAAGACUUUGGAGUGGGAGGGGUGGGGAGUCAACUCACCACCUCGUCGUCGUCCUCCCUGAUGCUCAUUAAGACCAACGGACAGGUGUACACCUACCCGGACGGCAAGGCGGGCAUGGCCACCUGUGAGAUGUGCGGGAUGAUCGGCGUCCGGGACGCUUUCUACAGCAAGACCAAGCGUUUCUGCAGCGUCUCCUGCUCCAGGAGCUUCUCCUCCAACUCCAAGAAGGCCAGCAUCCUGGCCAGGCUGCAGGGGAAGCCGCCCACCAAGAAGGCCAAAGUCCUGCAGAAACAGCCUCUGGUGACCAAGCUGGCCGCGUACGCACAGCACCAGUCCAGCCAGCAGGGCGGCGCCAGAAAGAGCGUCUCUGUGGACGGCUUCGACUGGGGACGCUACCUCGGAGACGGAGACGUGGCGGGGGCGCCGGUCAGCUGCUUCAAACACGUGCCGAUGGGGAAGUCGUGGGGCAGCGUCAGUGAGGGGGUCCGGGUGGAGGUGCCCAACACCGACAGCGGUCUGCCCAUGAAGGUCUACUGGAUCGCCAGCAUCGUCAAGCUGGCCGGUUUUAAGGCCCUGCUGCGGUACGAGGGCUUCGACAGCGACUCGACCCGGGACUUCUGGCUGAACCUGUGCGUGCCGGACAUCCACCCUGUGGGCUGGUGUGCAGCUGGAGGGAAACCUCUGGUUCCUCCUCAGACCAUCCUGCACAGGUUCACCAACUGGAAGACCUUCCUCAUCAAGAGACUGACCGGCUCCAAAACUCUGCCGCCGGACUUCUCAUCGAAGGUGAAGGAGAGCAUGCAGUUCCCCUUUAAGAAGCAGAUGAGGGUGGAGGUGGUGGACAAGACCCACCUGUGCCGGACCCGGGUGGCCCUGGUGGAGCAGGUGAGUGCCGGUCGGAGCGCCGGUCGGGCCGCUUCUGUCCCCCUGACGGCGGUGUGCUCGCAGGUGAUCGGCGGGCGGCUGCGGCUGGUGUACGAGGAGUGCGACGACGGGACGGACGACUUCUGGUGCCACAUGUACAGCCCGCUGAUCCACAGCAUCGGCUGGUCCCGCUCCAUCGGGCACCGCUUCAAACGGUCAGACGGGACCAAGAAGCUGGACGGACAGAUGGACGCUCCUGGACAGCUGUUUGCUAAGGUGAAGGAGGUGGACCAGACGGGACUCUGGUUCCAGGACGGGAUGAAGCUGGAGGCCAUCGACCCGCUGAACCUGUCUGCCAUCUGCGUGGCCACCGUGAGGAAGGUCCUGGCAGACGGCUACCUGAUGAUCGGCAUCGACGGCUCCGAAGCCGCCGACGGCUCCGACUGGUUCUGUUAUCACUCCACGUCUCCGUCCAUCUUCCCCGCCGGCUUCUGUGAGAUCAAUAACAUCGAGCUGACGCCCCCCAGAGGCUACACCGGUCUGCCCUUCAGGUGGUUUGAGUAUCUGAAGGAGAGCACGUCUGUGGCAGCUCCAGUCAACCUCUUCAACAAGGAAGUCCCAAACCACGGUUUCCGUCCUGGGAUGAAGCUGGAGGCCGUGGACCUCAUGGAGCCGCGGCUGGUCUGCGUCGCCACGGUGACCAGGAUUGUCCACCGGCUGCUGCGGAUCCACUUUGACGGUUGGGAAGACGAGUACGACCAGUGGGUGGACUGCGAGUCACCUGACCUGUACCCGGUGGGCUGGUGUCAGCUGACCGGGUACCAGCUGCAGCCGCCUGCAGUCACCGCAGGGUCCAGAGAUCUGCAGUCUGCAGGAUCCAAACAGAGAAGGAAGUCCCAGCAGUACAGAGGACAGAAGAAAAAGAGGAAGUUACCCGUUGCUAAGCGCCCCGUCAGCCUCUCCGGCUCCAUGGUAACGGGAGUUCCCAGGAACCUAUCAGGAGACGAGAACGAGACUCCGCCUGAUUACCCGUCGCCGCCUCCUCCGGCCUCGGCAGCCCAGCCGCGCUCCGCUGACCCCGACGCCGUGGGGGACGCAGGUCUGCAGCUGGAGAUCCACAACAACACAGGAGGGACGAACUCCUCAUGUCAGCGAUCAGCUCCAGAAACCAACGGCUCGUCCGGAGACUUCCUGGCCAACAAAGAUCAGUAAAAUCUGUCCUUUAGCAUCGAGCCUUUUACUGUGAUGAACACAAACUGCCGUCCGCUUCUCCUCGUCGCUUCUCUUCCACAAACCUCCAACUUCUCUGAAACCAAAGGUCAGAAACUGGCCUGAGAAAGAAGGAAAUUCACGCUGAUGGCCGAGAGUCUGGGUGCUUUUGCAAAGUGUUUAAAGUUCGGACGUUUUUUCUUUAUUUAAAACAUCUUUUACUCCUUUAAACCGUCCAGCAGUAGAAAAUCUGAAGGGCAUCCUGGAAACGACGGCUUACUUUCCAUCAUUUUCAGGUUUUAAUUGUUUCCUGGAACUUCAGUUUAUUGUUCUAAUUGGUUAAAAGGUUUUCUGUCAGGUUGCAUCGAGUCACUGACUCGCUGGGUCAGAACCUUCCUUCCAGGCUGCUUUAAUGAGGCGACUCGUUAACGUGGUAAUAACAGCAUAACGAGUUACACGUCAGAGCGCAGCCUGAUCAUAACGAGUAGCCUGCAGGGUCCAGAACACAUCCUGCAGGUUCCCGGGAGAACGUAGAAAGUACCGGGUCAGGAGAUACUUUCUAAUACCGAUCAGUUUCCAAACAGUAACCAUUGGCUCAUGGAUGGUGUUGUUUUGUAUUUGCACCCUCAGAGAAGUUACCCCCAUCUUUCAGAAAAGAGCCCUGCCGGUUACUGAAAAGUUCCCUGAAAGUUACAAAAGGUUACCUCUAAAUUUAGAAAGGUUCCCUCUGAGUUACAGAAAACUACCUGCCAUCUUUCUGAAAAGCAUCCGGCAGGUAAGUUACAGAAAGUUUACCUCAAUUUAUCUAGUAAAGUAACCUCUAAACUCCAGAAAGGUUCCCUGUAAGUUUCACAAAGGUUACCUCUAGAAUUUG